AUGUCGCUUCGUUUCAUCGAAUCUGUAACUGGUGUUGGACUCUUGGCCCAUGCGAUCUAUCAAUUCCAAUUUAAUCCAUCUUGGUAUGUGUACAGUCCGAUAUAUGGUCUCGCAGCGAUUCUGGCAUUUAUUCAACUUCCACAGAAUUCAGUCUGGCGACUACUUUCCGCGGUUUCCGUGAUCUCGGGUGGAGCUUUGAGCGCGUUUUUGCUAUGGACAUUUUUAACAAUCGACUCCACACCUUCUUUGGAUUUGGAAGAAGCCAAGAAUUUAUUACCGGUGAGUCUAUCUAUUUCUAGCACUAAAUUAUCUGAUGUUUUUAGGUUGCUCUUGGUGCAUUUUUGUCAACAUUCAUUCGAAUUAGUAGCGAUGAGACAACUCGACCAGUGCAUUAUGUUAGAAAUUUUAUUUUGACCUCGGUGCUCUUAAUUUCCGCCGUUUCAUUGUUAUUUUCGAUUAAAUAUUUGUGA
Messenger RNA from Caenorhabditis angaria, 470 nucleotides. NCBI's taxonomy places the organism in Eukaryota, Metazoa, Nematoda, Chromadorea, Rhabditida, Rhabditidae. The record is from the annotation of a GenBank genome assembly.